GUGAGUUGCAUGCAUGCCUCGUAUUCUCCGGCUCUUGUUUUCUGUUCUACAUUGAAUGGAUGUUGACCACAAGGUGUAUGUGAUCAGCUGAACAUAAUUUCUUACUACCGAGCUAAGUAUGGUGAGUACAGAGCUACUGAAAAGGAUAGCCCUGUACGGAGGUGCCCUGGCCCUGGGGAGCGCCUUCCUCAUGCGGAACCGGCUCCAGAACAGCCUGGCAGCCGGGGAGUACUACAAGAAGUCCCUGGAGGCCUUAAGUCAGGACUCUGCAGCCAUGGUAGCACUCGGGGCACCUCCUCUUAGAACCAGGCACCUUGACCUUGGCGAUACAGAAGUGAAUAAUGUGCAGCCGCACCUCGGAUACGCCAAGCUGGAUAUUCCCGUGGUCGGCGGUCGGGAGAAGGGAACGUUACGAACGUACUGCACGAGAGACGCCACCACUGGAGUAUGGACGGUUGAGAAUUUGCAACUUUUCAUAGAAAAAACUGGACAAUCACUGACAAUCAUUCCUCCUCAUAGUGAGAGGAGGUAACCACAGUGGUUGCAUUAGCUGUGAAUAGAAAAAUAUACAGGUGUACCUAUGGCAAGGAUCUUUCCUCCCAAUGAUCAUGGAUCAACAGAUUCUAUUACAAAAUGCACUAGGUACUAGUAGGUAGUUUAAUAAAUUGUGAUUAUUCUCCACAGAAAAAUAGAAUGAACUGGACUCAAAGCAUCUUGAUAUAAAGGUGUCAGAUAGUGUCAAUCAAUUCAUAUUUAUGUAUGAGCAGUGCAUAACUUAGUUUAUGUAAUAUGUUGUCAAUUCAUAGACCUGGAAUGUACAGUGAAAAUGUUGCAAAGCUUUUGUUGAUGUAAUAAAACUUCUGUUGCUA
Molecule: messenger RNA, 869 nt
Organism: Branchiostoma belcheri (Belcher's lancelet)
Lineage: Eukaryota; Metazoa; Chordata; Leptocardii; Amphioxiformes; Branchiostomatidae
Exons: 3
Coding region: 119-532 (137 amino acids)
Biological process (GO): mitochondrial respiratory chain complex IV assembly; mitochondrial respiratory chain complex I assembly
Cellular component (GO): mitochondrial inner membrane
Source: RefSeq, a predicted model, not a curated record